Molecule: messenger RNA, 852 nt
Organism: Acanthisitta chloris (rifleman)
Lineage: Eukaryota; Metazoa; Chordata; Aves; Passeriformes; Acanthisittidae
Gene: FANCL
Product: Fanconi anemia, complementation group L
Exons: 10
Biological process (GO): interstrand cross-link repair; protein monoubiquitination
Cellular component (GO): nucleus; Fanconi anaemia nuclear complex
Molecular function (GO): ubiquitin protein ligase activity
Source: RefSeq, a predicted model, not a curated record
GAAAUUGCUUUAAAGAAUACACAAGACCUGCAUAUACCACGGCCACCAGAAUACUACUCCUGUCUUGUCAGAGAUCUGGAAGCACUGGGUUGGAAUAAAGUGGCAUAUGUGGAUACUGGUCUUACCACAGUCAAGUUAAAAGCUGAAGACUCAUGUGGUCGACAGCAUGUCAUCACACUGAAGUUCAAUGCAAAGUAUCCAACAGAAUCACCAGAUUGCCUUGUGGAUUUUCCUGUUGAGUUUGCCAUUUCCUGGAUGCCACAGAACUCCUUACUAGACAUUUACAAUCAGUUUCUGGCAGCAUUGGAGUCACUGAAAGAAUUCUGGGAUGCCCUGGAUGAAAUUGAUGAGAAGACAUGGGUGCUUGAGCCAGAAAAUCCCACCCGGAGUGCCACAAGAAGAAGGAUUGCUAUAGGGAACAACAUCUCAGUGAAUAUAGAGGUAGAUCCUCGCCAUCCAAACAUGCUUCCGGAGUGUUACUUCCUUGGAGCAGAUCAUGCAGUGAACCCUUUGAGAACGAAGCUCAACAACACCAUGCACUUGUGGGAUCCAGAUACCAGUUUACUACAAAACUUGAAAGACCUCCUGGAAAUUGAUUUUCCAUCUCGUGCUGUGUUAGAAAAAAGCGACUUCACCAAGGACUGUGGGAUCUGCUAUGCCUAUCGCCUCAACGGUGCCACUCCAGACCAAGUGUGUGAUGAUCCCAGGUGUGGACAACCCUUCCACCAGGCUUGUCUCUAUGAGUGGCUACAAGGUCUUCCUACCAGCAGACAGAGUUUUAAUGUCAUCUUUGGUGAAUGUCCGUACUGUAAUAAGCCCCUGACACUGAAAUCUUCAAUGAAGAAACUCUGA